Molecule: messenger RNA, 1076 nt
Organism: Andrographis paniculata
Lineage: Eukaryota; Viridiplantae; Streptophyta; Magnoliopsida; Lamiales; Acanthaceae
Product: transcription initiation factor IIF subunit beta
Exons: 6
Coding region: 8-808 (266 amino acids)
Biological process (GO): transcription by RNA polymerase II; transcription initiation at RNA polymerase II promoter
Cellular component (GO): transcription factor TFIIF complex
Source: RefSeq, a predicted model, not a curated record
AUCAGCCAUGGACGAUGACCACAGCUACGACAACAACACCGUCGACACUUCAAAGUCCGAGCGAUCCAUCUGGCUUAUGAAGUGCCCUCCGGUGGUCGCGAAGGCCUGGCAAUCCUCUGCCGCCUCAUCUUCCUCUUCUGCCGCCACAUCUGAGUUGCCGUCGGUGGCGAAAGUUGUCGUCUCUCUCGAUCCCCUCCGCGCGGAAGACCCUUCAGCCCUUCAUUUUACGAUGGAGAUGGCUGGUGGUGACGUUGUACAGAUGCCCAAAAGCUACUCUCUAAACAUGUUUAAGGAUUUCGUUCCCAUGUGUGUAUUUUCCGAGGCGAACCAGGGAAGAGUUGCAUUGGAAGGCAAGGUAGAACACAAGUUUGACAUGAAACCGCAUCAUAAGAACAUCGAAGAAUAUAGGAAAAUGUGUCGGGAAAGAACAAACAAGUCGAUGGUGAAGAACAGACAAAUUCAGGUGAUCAAUAAUGACCGUGGUGUGCACAUGAGGCCUAUGCCUGGAAUGAUGGGGUUAAUUUCUUCUACUUCUAAGGAUAAGAAAAAGGCAGCACCAGUUAAGGGACCAGAUGUUAAAAGAACUAGAAGGGACCGUGGAGAGUUGGAAGAUAUUAUGUUUAAACUUUUUGAGAGACAACCAAACUGGACAUUGAAGCAGCUUGUUCAAGAGACUGAUCAACCUGCUCAAUUUUUAAAAGAGAUAUUGAAUGAGCUCUGUGUAUACAAUAAAAGGGGAACAAACCAAGGGACAUAUGAGCUCAAACCAGAGUACAAGAAAUCUGUUGAUGAUACAGGUGGUGACUAGUGAUUCCAUAACUUUCCUGCACAUUAGAUCUGCUUAUGCAGAGUAGUAAGGAGCUCUAAUUAUAAUUCCAUACAUACUCAUUGAUUGUUGUUUUGUGAGAUAGCCGUUUUCCUAUACUCAGCCGAUCUGAGAAAAGAACAAGGUUACUUGUAAGAAGCUUGUUGUUACUCUGUAAUAGACUGCCGUAUCUUUUCCCGGAUUAGAUUUCCAUACAACUUGAUUUCAUAUAUAAUAUCAUCAAAGAUAAGCUAUUGGUUAUUUUCUUUCA